This is a messenger RNA of Plectropomus leopardus (leopard coralgrouper), 1034 nucleotides long. Its product is annotated as histone H3.3A. NCBI's taxonomy places the organism in Eukaryota, Metazoa, Chordata, Actinopteri, Perciformes, Serranidae. Gene Ontology annotation, cellular component: nucleosome. Gene Ontology annotation, molecular function: protein heterodimerization activity; DNA binding; structural constituent of chromatin. The record is from RefSeq and is a predicted model, not a curated record.
UUUUUUCCUCCCUUCAUUUUAUAGCGAGAACAACGCUUUAGAGACUCAAGAACACAUUCCCAUUUUUCAGCUGCAAAAAAAAUCGCCAAGUUUUAAAAGGUGACCUCAAGUAGCCAUGGCCCGUACCAAGCAGACUGCCCGUAAGUCCACUGGAGGCAAAGCCCCACGUAAACAGCUGGCCACGAAGGCCGCUCGCAAGAGCGCCCCUUCCACUGGUGGGGUCAAGAAGCCCCAUCGUUACAGGCCCGGUACCGUGGCUCUGCGUGAGAUCCGUCGUUAUCAGAAGUCCACUGAGCUGCUGAUCCGCAAGCUGCCCUUCCAGCGUCUGGUGAGAGAAAUCGCCCAGGACUUCAAGACUGAUCUGCGUUUCCAGAGCGCAGCCAUCGGAGCUCUGCAGGAGGCCAGCGAGGCCUACCUGGUGGGUCUGUUUGAGGACACCAACCUGUGCGCCAUCCACGCCAAGCGUGUCACCAUCAUGCCCAAAGACAUCCAGCUGGCGCGUCGUAUCCGCGGGGAGCGUGCUUCUUUAGUAGCCAUGGCCCGUACCAAGCAGACUGCCCGUAAGUCCACUGGAGGCAAAGCCCCACGUAAACAGCUGGCCACGAAGGCCGCUCGCAAGAGCGCCCCUUCCACUGGUGGGGUCAAGAAGCCCCAUCGUUACAGGCCCGGUACCGUGGCUCUGCGUGAGAUCCGUCGUUAUCAGAAGUCCACUGAGCUGCUGAUCCGCAAGCUGCCCUUCCAGCGUCUGGUGAGAGAAAUCGCCCAGGACUUCAAGACUGAUCUGCGUUUCCAGAGCGCAGCCAUCGGAGCUCUGCAGGAGGCCAGCGAGGCCUACCUGGUGGGUCUGUUUGAGGACACCAACCUGUGCGCCAUCCACGCCAAGCGUGUCACCAUCAUGCCCAAAGACAUCCAGCUGGCGCGUCGUAUCCGCGGGGAGCGUGCUUAAACGCCUCCUCUUGGUCUUUCUCCUUCUCACCUCUUCCUGCCGUUCCUUCACCAGUCCAUCUCUCCGUCCCUCUGCCCCUCACCUCCUC